AUGUCUUCCUCCUCAUCAAGCUACGAGGACGAGCGACGUGCUGAAGAAUUUUCCAAUCUUGUACAACAAUUUAACCAAAUUGUUCAAGAUAUUGGUGAUCCAGAAGAGCAACCUCGUCGUCGCCGACGAGGUGCGCGGAAGAAGGCUUUCAUUCGUCAGGACCGUGAAGCCAGCGCUGUACGUUUGCACGCGGAUUACUUUGAUGAAAAUCCGGUCUACCCCGACACCAUCUUCCGCUGCCGUUUUCGAAUGCGUCGUGCGUUGUUUUUGCGCAUCGUUAAUGCCGUUGCAGCUGAUCCAUACUUCCAACAACGCACGGAUGCACUAGGGAGGCCCGGCUUUCACGCCAUUGCAAAAAUGCACUGUCGCUAUUCAGUCGAGCCAUUAUUCAACUCUUCGGCGCAGGAGUACUUGAGGAGGCCGACUUCCGCUGACUGCCAACAGCUUCUAGCAAUGCACGAAACGAAGCACGGCUUCCCGGGAAUGCUAGGGUGCCUUGAUUGCAUGCAUUGGGCGUGGAAGAAUUAUCCAACGGCAUGGCAAGGCGCAUACACUCGCGGCGAUCAGGGGGAACUGACCAUCAUCCUCGAAGCCGUCGCCUCGCAAGAUCUAUGGAUCUGGCAUGCUUUUUUGGGGACUCCUGGUUCGAACAACGACAUCAACGUGCUCAACAACUCGACGUUGUUCAACGAUCGGCUACAAGGAAUGGGGGUGCCGGUCACAUAUCAAGUCAACAACGCCUACUACACAAGUGAGUACUACUUGACUGACGGCAUCUAUCCCAAUUGGCCUGUAUUCGUGAAGAGUCCUACACAUCCGACGGAUCCGAAAGGGAAGAGGUUCAAAGUGAUGCAGGAAGCGGCUCGCAAGGAUAUUGAACGAGCCUUCGGCGUCCUUCAAGCUCGUUGGGCCAUCGUCAAAGGCCCAUCGCGUCUUUGGAGCAAGGAGGCGAUGAGCGACAUCAUGUUCACAUGCAUCAUUUUGCACAACAUGAUCAUCGAAGACGAAGGCGAGCAAGCAACGCAGCGGAAAGAUGACGCCGACGAAGCUUCGAGUAGCGCCGCAUCUCAACCUCAUGUCGGUGCUCCGUCGGAUUUUCGUGCAUCUGUUGCACGACAAGCAUCCAUGCGAGACGCGGAGAUGCAUGCUUGCCUCACUUUGGACUUGAAGGAGCACAUUUGUUGGAUCUCUGCCACUUCAAUUAGUUAUUAUGAUAUUUUUGUUACUGCAACUCAAAAUGAUAUUAACACAUCAAAAAAUUGA
Messenger RNA from Salvia miltiorrhiza (redroot sage), 1263 nucleotides. RefSeq names its product protein ALP1-like. Bases 1 to 1263 code for a protein of 420 amino acids. The transcript has 3 exons. NCBI's taxonomy places the organism in Eukaryota, Viridiplantae, Streptophyta, Magnoliopsida, Lamiales, Lamiaceae. The record is from RefSeq and is a predicted model, not a curated record.